GAACAAGAACUGGCAAAGUCCUCUAGUCUAGCGGAUACUGCUCCACCCGCUACCUAACACAUUUUUUUGGUGGGGGUGCGGGGGCUUAAUCUGCGCGGCGCAGGUUCAAGGCCAGCCAUUCUCCACUGAUUACGUCACCCGCAGCCUGCCUGUCCAUGACGUCAUGGUGCAGAGCCCGGGCCACGGACCGACUCGAAUCCCAUGCGCUCCCUCUCCAGUCUCGGGUUCUGGAGCGGCUCAGCUCAUGCUGGACGCUCGCCACCGCCGCCCUCGCCCUCUUUCUGCUCCCCUCCAGCCUCAGGCGGCAGAGUCAGGGGGAGCGGCUCCCCGAUCCUCCCGCAGGGGCGCGGGGGCCAGAGGGCGCUCAGCUCUCCCAAGAGCCGCGGCGAAGGAGCCCAGCUGCCGGCGGCUCCGGGAAGGGGGCGGCGUUUGUGGUUCAGGGCGGGUCCCGCUUAAGCUGCCGCCGGUGCCUGGCCGGCUCGGGAAGUGAAGGAAAGGGAAAGGGAAGAGGGGAAAAAAGAGAAAGCAGCCGGAUCGCCGGGGCGUGCUGCUUGGGGCUGGCUGGCUGGCAAAGAGGAUGGCGGUCGGUACGGCAGCAGGGGCCGCAGGGGUGCCGCCAAACCCCGGGCCGGCUGCGGUCUCGCUAGGCUUGAGCGUGGCGGUGGUCUCCAGCCUAGUCAAUGGCUCCACGUUCGUGCUGCAGAAAAAAGGGAUCGUGCGGGCGAGAGGACGAGGAACUUCAUAUUUAACUGAUAUAGUCUGGUGGUCAGGCACUAUUGCAAUGGCACUUGGUCAGAUUGGGAAUUUCCUAGCCUAUACUGCAGUUCCUACUGUUCUGGUGACUCCGCUUGGCGCUCUUGGGGUUCCCUUUGGAUCCAUUUUAGCUUCCUAUUUGCUGAAAGAAAAGCUCAACAUUCUCGGCAAACUGGGCUGCCUGCUGAGCUGUGCUGGUUCCGUUGUUCUCAUCAUCCAUUCGCCAAAGUCUGAAAGCGUCACCACCCAGGCUGAGCUUGAAGAAAAACUCACAAAUCCAGUAUUCGUGGGCUACCUCUGCGUUGUCCUCCUCAUGCUGCUUCUACUUAUCUUUUGGAUUGCACCAGCUCAUGGACCCACUAACAUUAUGGUUUACAUAAGCAUUUGCUCCUUGUUAGGAAGUUUCACAGUGCCGAGUACAAAAGGCAUUGGACUGGCUGCUCAAGAUAUUUUUCACAAUAACCCAUCGAGUCAAAGGGCACUGUACCUCUGUUUGGUUCUGCUAGCAGUAUUGGGAUGUAGCAUAAUAAUUCAGUUUAGGUACAUCAACAAGGCGCUGGAAUGUUUUGACUCCUCUGUGUUUGGUGCCAUCUACUAUGUAGUGUUCACUACUUUAGUCUUGCUGGCCUCAGCAAUCCUGUUCAGAGAGUGGAGUAAUGUUGGAGUGGUUGAUUUCUUAGGGAUGGCUUGCGGAUUUACUACUGUAUCUAUUGGAAUUGUUCUUAUACAAGUCUUCAAGGAGUUCAGUUUCAGUAUUGGAGAUUUGAAUAAGCCUAACAUGAAGACUGAUUAAGAUCAUAAUAUUGGAGGGGCCUGGAUGACUCACAAAAUAAUAACAGCUUUCCAUUUCUAGGCCACAGGAAUGAUAGAGCCUUUAAUUUCUAAGCCCAGAGAACAUCAUCAUCUUUCAUUCCUUGCUGGAAUCCUUGAAAUGAAUACCAUUCUCAAUCCAGUUUCUCUAGGACUACUGUUGUCAAACUUAUCUAAUGGUAUCAAAUGGUUAAAUCUUAGAACUUUUACAGCUGAUGGGUAAGAAAUGCAUCAAUGAAGAGACUGGUGUGUUUCUUCCCUGAAAAGGCAAUACAUAUAGUGAAGGGUUGAAGCAUUCUGAACCAUGAGAAUGCAGUGACCUUUCAGAAUGUCUACCUGAAACUUUUGAGUUGUGUGAAUAAACUAAAUUGGCUUCUCCUGUGAUCUGUUGGGCAAGAACUAGGGAUAUUUAAUUGUCCUUUGGAAACAUGUAGACACCUAGCAAAAGGUUGGAUUUGCCUCCUCAAUGUCUCAUUUGUUAAAUACCAAAAUCUAUUGUUUUUGCAGCUUUAUAUGAGGAUUCUAAAAUCAAUGUUUCAGAACCUGUACAUAGAUGAAUUCCCACCCAUCAUUGAUUAUGUCUGCAAUUUGUACUGAUGAGGAGUUAAUAGUUACAUCCAAAAGAGCCAUGUAUUUAUCUGUCAGUAAUUUUCUCUCUCUCUGACCAGCUAAAAGUUGCUCAUGGACCUUUGUGAAUUUAGUUUAUGCCUUUUGUUCACAAUAUGCAUUUGAAGUGCAUUAAUACAUUACAUUAAUCAGAAGCUUUUGAGUAUCAACAAAAAAGAAUGUGAGGCUUGUGUCAGAUCAUAACCACUUUUCUACCGUUUUUGUGGUAGAUCAUUUGUAAAGAGUUGGAAACUACUUCAGUGCCUUCUGUAUUCUUAAAGAGAUCGCUUUCAUGAGGCUGUUCAUUUCCUCUUAAUGUUUCAUUGGCCUCAUGCUUACAAUCAUAUAAAGUAGCCAGAAAGCCAAAAUAGACUGUGGAGCCUGACUCUGUUACUGAGGGGACAGUGUGAGAACUUCUAUGCACUUCCCAUAGUGUGUGUGUGUUUUGAGGAGAACUGUUCUACUAUUAAUUGUUCAUUCAUCAUGUUCCCUGUUUUUUUAAAAAAACAACGAAUAGAAAAGUGUUCUUGACAGUUUUUGGGUUAGCUUUAGAAAAUUGUCAUUUCUCAGAGCAGCUGGAUAUUGUGAGGAACUGAAUCUGUAAGAGGAGAGGAAAAUGUUAAUUUCAGUCAAGGGAAGGUGAGAUAAGUGGGCUAAAGAAUUCUUCAGUCAUUCACAGGUUUGAGGGAAUAAUGCGAUGCCUGGAAAAUGUUGGUCACCUAUUUAGGAAAACUAAAUAAAUUAUUUAGCUCUUGCUACAGAAUCUGUCACUAUAGAGAAGAGACAAACUAACGCUAGUUUAGCAUGCAUUUUAAGUCUGUUCCAUAAGAUAUUUUCAUAUCAGUUUCAAAGGAAUAUAAAAUUAGCACAUUGAUCAUACAAGUUUUUGCUAAGCAAAAUAUGUGCAUCUUUGUAAGAUUUCAUCAAUUUUAAAGUUAAAGCCAAGAAAACUUGAAGUUUAGUUUCUCUAUAAUUACUACGUAGGUAAGCUAUGAAUGAAAUCAUUUUCCAUCUUCAAACUCAUUAAAAACCUCUAUUAAAUAUAACAUUGUUUAUACUUGGGGUGAAUGUUAACCAACUGCAACAUCCAGAAUUACCAGUUUUCAAAAUAUAUGCAAAUCAGUGUUAAAGUUUCUGUUAAUUUUUGCUGAAGAUUGCAAAAAGGAUGUGUUGUGGUUAAAUUAAUUUGUAUAAAAUAUGAGUUACCCUAUCUGUUUAUAUGCCCUGUUUCCCCAAAAAUAAGACCUAACCUGAAAAUAAGCCCUAGUAUGAUUUCUCAGGAUGCUC
Messenger RNA from Pogona vitticeps (central bearded dragon), 3456 nucleotides. RefSeq names its product NIPA magnesium transporter 1 (gene NIPA1). Gene Ontology annotation, cellular component: membrane. The record is from RefSeq and is a predicted model, not a curated record. Gene Ontology annotation, biological process: magnesium ion transport. Lineage: Eukaryota; Metazoa; Chordata; Lepidosauria; Squamata; Agamidae. Gene Ontology annotation, molecular function: magnesium ion transmembrane transporter activity.